AGGUUAUGUCCAACUGAAGCGGCAACGGUGGGAUCUAGCUGGAUUUCACAGGAGAACGCGAAUGAUGACAGCAGUGAUGAAUGGCUGGAUAGAUUUCAUCUGUAUGGUGAAGCGAACGCGAGAGCUUCGUCUGCGUGCAGCAAGAUUUUGGAGAUGUUGGCUGGUGAACUUGGCUAUGAGGGCGUGGAAGUGGCAGUUGGCCCGGUUGAAGCAGAAGAGGGCUGACCUUCAGCAUGUGCAGCACUGGAAGACUAGGCGCAUGACGCAGUCGGUGAUGACUUCCUGGGGGGCUAGGAUCGCGAAAUCGCGAUUCAAACGGACACAGCGUAGGAAUUGUGGGACGUUUAGGAGGAGGAAGUUGUUGGCGAAAUCCCUGGCUGGAUGGCAAAUGGAUGCGGAGGUGAAGAGGGCCACUUCAGAGAUCAUGAGAUUGAUUGCAUGGAGAUGCUGCCGUGCCGUGGCAAUUAGACUUCUUGCAGAGUGGAAGGCACUUGUCCACAACAACCGAAGACUGACGGUUGCAGCAUUGAAGGUCGAGGAUGGAAGUAGACAUCGGGCGAAGAGAACGGCAUUGGAUGCGUGGAAACGUUACGUCGAAGGGCAGCGGAAGAACAGGCAGCUGAGGGAAACAGCAGCAGCAUGCCUAGGGACAAGAACGAAGAGGAUGAGUUUGGGUGCUCUUGCAAGCAACCUGCGCAGAGGGAGGAGGAAGAAAUUGGCUAUGGCGGUUGGGAGGAAAGCCAUGGAGAAGAAAGCCCUGCGUUUCUGGCAGGUAUGGGCAACGUUCCAGGCUCGGGAAAGAGCAAAGAUAUGGACUUUGCUGAAAAAGGUCCUGGUGAGGGAGAAAGCCAACAUUUUCCGUGAAUGGCGCGAGCUCAUGAAGGUGCACUCUCGAGACCGGGCUGUUCUCAAAUUAUUGGGCCAGAAGGCGAAGGAUCGAGCGCUGAGACAGGCAACUGAAGAGUGGAGGAAUCGGGUUGCUUUGGAGAGAAAGAGGAGGGAAUGGAUGCUCCGGGCAGGAAAGAAUCGCCAAUUGACGUUAAGGAGGGAGGUGAUGAUGGCCUGGCAUGAUGAAACUCGUGAGCGACACCAUCUUCGUCAGUUGAUGAACCAUCUGGCAGACUUCUACAGACGUGCUGAGCUGCGUAAUGCCUUUGAUGCCUGGCUUUGCUGGGCGUCAUUGAUGCGCAAACUCCACGAAAUGGAGGAGAAGAGACACCGUGAUGCUGUCCGAAUGUUCCUGCAGGAAUGGCAGAUGUUAACAAGGCAGAGACGAUCCCUAAACGAACGGAUCACACGCCUCGUUGGUCGUCGACAGACAUCCACUCUUUCAAGAGCUAUGAAGUCAUGGUUGGACGUCUCUCUCACCAAAAUGGCGAUGAAAGAGAGAAUUGCUAUCCUAGCCGAGGUGAUCAAGAGAGCGGACAUGGAAAGAGUGCUGGGGGAAUGGUUACGGGUCGUUUUGGAGGGAAAGAGAGAGAGAGAAGGGAAGGUUUUGGCGUCUAGGUUCCAUGCCCACAAGAUCAAACGGUCUGCAUUUGAUGGGUGGAGAAGGCUUUAUCUCCUCUCGAAGGAGGCGUCAAGACGACGGAAGCACGCGCUGGAGUCCCGGUCAUGGGGAGCUUGGGCAUCGUACACCCGGCGGAAGAGACAAGCAUUCAUAGGAAGGAGAUUGUGGGAAGAUCGUACAAUAGGGCGUUGUGUGAAAGUGUGGCAUCGUUGGGCAAGAGAGAGACGGAGCAGAGAGGAUCUGAUAGCACGAGCAUUGGCUGUCAAACUGGAGAGAGCCGUUGCACAGCUGCUCACCAGCUGGCGAGAAUGGGCUCUCCGCAAGAAGGAAAGACAGAAGAGAGAGGCGCAGGCAUUCUUGUUCUGGCAAGAGAGAGAGAGGGAACGUGCACUGAAAAGAUGGAGUACGAACGUGAAGGAGAAGAAAGAAGAGGAAAGCAAGGAAUCAAAGGCAAUAAAAUUCUGGAAGGUCAGAUCAGCUGAGCUGUGUGCUAAGAAGUGGAAACAGUGGUUAAUCAAGAGAAAGAGAGAGGAGCAGUUGUUUCGUCGUGCCCUGCAGCUCUGGCAGGAAGCCAAGUUGUCGCGUUCUUUCCGGCUGAUGUUGGACUAUGCGAGAGGCUGGACAAGCAGAAAGAAGGAGCUCAGUCAGAAAGAGAAGGAAGCUGGAGCGCUUUGGCUGAAAACUUGUGCCAAGGAGGUGCUGGAUCGUUGGCUCCACUUUGCAGGAGAGAAACGCAGACGAGAUGCGCACAAGGAAGCGGCUAUGAAAUUCCGUAAGGAGAAGCUGGUCCAGUGGAGAUCAAAGAUGUCCAAGGACUGCUUGAUGUGUUGGUGUGAUUUUGUAUCGAACAAGCAAGCCCGAGAAGCAGAUAUGGAAGCCAUUAAGUGGUAUAUCGCCAGCUGUCGUCUCCAAAGCGCAUUCGACCAUUGGCGUCGGGGCUCGCGGCGAAGAACGGAGGUUGCCAAGCUUGUAACAAACUGUCGAACUGCACGGAAAAGACGGCUUCUUGCGGAAAUCUUCCAUGCGUGGAAGACGUGGGCUCAUCAUCAACAUGAUACGAAAGCGAAGGAGGGAAAGGUAAGUGGCAAGUUGCGGAAAAGAAUAUAUAAAGAUGUUCUCCAUGGAUGGCAAGCAGUUGUUAUUGAUUCCAAGAAAACAAGGGAGAAAGAGAGGAUGGCUCGCAAAUGGCGUGAAUCUUUGUGCCUAUUGCGGUCGACAGUGGAAUGGAGGAACUCUAUCAUGAAUAGAGCUCGGAAGCGGCAAGCUAUCGAAGGGUUUACUCGAACACGGGACUUAAAGAAGUUGAGGGAGUUGAUGAAGGAGUGGAAAGCUGUUGCAGAUUGUUCAAGGAGGAGAAGGGAGAUAAUCACACAUGCUGUCACAAGGUGGACCAAGCAUUUCCUUGCAGCUGCAAUGUCAGGCUGGCGCACCAGUACUCUGUAUCCCUUUUCGAAAUCUCUUAGUCGGGCUUUUAAAUUUUAAUGUUUAUGCCUUUUAUACUCUUUAAAUUCUUAAUCCCAUUU
Messenger RNA from Chara braunii, 3033 nucleotides. The record is from the annotation of a GenBank genome assembly. NCBI's taxonomy places the organism in Eukaryota, Viridiplantae, Streptophyta, Charophyceae, Charales, Characeae.